AUGCUUUCAAUUUCAUCCAUUCAUUUCGAAAAGCACACGAUGUAUUUUAAGAAGUUAUCAAUGAAUGUUCUCAGUAGUGUUCAGUCGUUCUAUCACACACUGGUGCUAUAUUUGAGCGCAUUUGUUACAUUGAUGACACCGGGAACGGUCAUCUGGAAAAUCUUUGGAAAUCGGAAAGGAAAAGUGCACCUAAUGAGUCGUGAUUUAAUCUGUGAUAGUGAAACAUUGACAAAACUUCCGAAAUGUUCGAAACCAUUGGAUCAAUUUACUAAUGCUUUAUGUCCAUUUCUUCCAACAUUUCUUCUGGACAGUGACAACAGUUGGAAGCAACGACGAAAUGUGUUUUCUUUCGGCAAUGAUCUAAUCAUUGAACGAAUAGGACAGACUUCGCCUGAUUUUCGUUUAGCAAGUAAACCAGGCAACAUUCUUUGGGAUGUGUUCGAGAUGAUUUCGAGAUAUUCGUUUCAGUUGGUUUUUAACCGUCCUCCAACGAACGAAGAAUUUAAUCGAAUCUAUCCCGGCUUACUUGAUAUCAACAGAAUUAUUAAACGAUUUACAUCGACGCCAGACGUCAAGAUUCGACAGAACUUUUAUGAUGAAGUUCUGAAGUUAAUUCAAGACAAUGAUAAAGAUUUUCUUUUUCAUAACUGCGAAGCAUUUUUUCAAAUGGAAGAGAUUCAUCAAGUUUCAUCGGUCGCCGAAGAUUUUCUUACGACAAUCUCCGUUCAAUGUACCGAUCUUGUCUGUCACAUGCUUCUCGUCUAUUCCGAACACGCCGAUGAUUUUCAAAAUCAAUUUGACAAUGCUUUGAACGAAACACUUCGCUUGUACCCAUUGACUGACCUGUGGGUGCGACAACCGUAUGGAGGUCAACGAGGAUGGAUUACUUCGUUGGUUCAAUUAAAUCGAAAUGGUUGGGCACAACCUGAUGCAUUCUCUUGCGAACGAUGGAAUUUACCUAAACAUCCUCCACUGAUGUCAUGGGGCUUUGAUAUUCGACGAUGUCCAGCACAGAAAUUGGCAACCAACGUUUCGAAAUUAGUUUUUCAAACGAUCGUUAAUCAGGAAGGUUUCUGGAUAGAGCCAGCUGCGAAUUUCCAACAUGAAAGAACGUUUCCGUAUGGUUGUCAGGCGUGGAUAGGUUACGGUGAAAAACCGAAGAAUGCUCGUCGAUGGAAGUUUGAAAAUAAACUUCGAAUGCAACUACGCAGAUGGCUAUGCGAGAAACUACGAAUGAUUGAUCAAAAUGAAUUGAACUGA
This is a messenger RNA of Adineta ricciae, 1260 nucleotides long. NCBI's taxonomy places the organism in Eukaryota, Metazoa, Rotifera, Eurotatoria, Adinetida, Adinetidae. The record is from the annotation of a GenBank genome assembly.